CAUAUUUAAUUGAUAAUUAUGCAAAUUUAGAGUGGCACACACGUUUUUUGCUUAUUUUUUCACCAUCGUAAAACGGAUUGCUUAGAAAACCAAAGAGUACAUCUCCCACCGUCGAGCCGCUCGUUUUGAUGUAUAACUUGGGAGGGUGCACGUGUUAACGUCCACAGAAGAAGAAUAAAGGUGAUCAGGAGCACAACAUAAAGGGCCCUGCCAGCGUCUGCGUGUGCUCUAUAUGACGUCAUCAAAGGCUCGUCAGUCAGUAGUAGACUCCACAGCUCACUGUUAACACACGUGUGACAGAGCUCUCAUGAGAAUCGUCGCGUUUUUGACUUUCUCUCUCAAACACAAGAAUAUUUACACAAAGACCCAGAAAUGCCUGGAAACAACGUCUCUAGUGAAACAAAACCGUCUUGGUAUGCAAGGGCGUAGGAACCGGGGGGGACGGGUGGGACGUGUCCCCUCCAAUAUUGGACAAACGCGCAUUUGUCCCCCCCAAUAACAUGGAGAAGAAAAAGAUUGAUUUUGAAAUAUUUGGCUCGCGAGCUUUUAUUUUGAAAGACACCGCGGACUUCUCUCCGACACAGCCCCUCCCCUCAGGGAGUUAGCUGGCUGAGUGAUGGAGCAGGACCCUUCUCGGAGUUGGAGCCAGGGUAGACACAGGUGUCAGAGAGACGGAAGCAGCUCAGCAAGUUCUUCUCAUGGGCAAAAAAAUAAAGAAAGGAAUUGUGAGUUGGUAAUAAUUUAGUCCAAGAGUAUAAUUGUAUUUCUGGUCAGACGCUAAAAUGGCUGACUAGCGUAAACAUCUUGCUAGUUAGCGUUAAACAUUAAACAACACUACUAGUCAACAAAAAAUGGCGAAUUUAACAGUAACAGACAAAAACCAUUUGACACGAAAUAAAUAAAAAAAGUAGAAUCUCCACAUAAAAAUGGAGUUUGUAAGUGUGAUUGUUGCUUGUUUGUGACAUUCUCAUCACAUUUCAUUUUUAAACCUUAUUCAUGUCACUUUUUUUCAUAUAAGAGACCAGAGGAAGUUCAGCAGGAAAUGAUGAAGAAGGUGAGACAGCUGACCACCAGACCUGCUGAGGUGCAGAACCAGUCAUCAUGGAGGCCCGAGUCCUGCCGGGAGUGUACCUGCCACGGCGACGUGCCCCUCUGCAGCCCCGUCCGCUGCCCAAACCUCCAGUGUGACUUCCAGAGGGGGGAAAAUCUGAGGCUCCCUCCCAACCAGUGCUGCCCCGAGUGCACCUCCUCAUCCCCCGACUCCUGCCAGUACGAAGGAGUCACUUACGGACACGACAGCCAGUGGAGCCCCUCGCCCUGUUCGCGGUGCGUCUGCUCCAGAGGGAGGGUGUCCUGCGCCGCCCACCCCUGUCCACAGCUCACCUGCUCACCGGGCCAGAGCCUGCUGGUCCCGCCCGGGAAAUGCUGUCCCAGGUGUGGCGGCAACGGAGCGUCCUGCUCCUGGCAGGGAGGCAUCUACAGGGACGGAGAGGAGUGGAAGCCCACCAUCUGCUCCAGAUGUUCCUGCAGCAACGGGAAGGUCCAGUGUUGGGUGGUGGAGUGUCCGCAGGUGGCCUGCAGAGCCCACGAGAACCUGGUGAUCCAGCCGGGCCGCUGCUGUCCUCGGUGUGUGUCCACCCCUUGUCUUUCUGCUGGACACCAGCAGCAGCACGGAGAGCUGUGGAAGAAGAACACCUGCACCACAUGUGUGUGUGACAAAGGUCAAUCCAAAUGCCACACACACACCUGUCGGCCAGUCACCUGUGAUGAGGGUCUGACCAAAGUGAGGCGUCCCGGCCAGUGCUGUGAUGAAUGUGCCCCUGCCAGGGGAAGCUGCCUAUACCAGGAUGUAGUGCGUUACCAUGGCGACAUGUGGAAUGGCACAGGAUGUGAGUUCUGCUCCUGUAACCGAGGUCAGGUCCUCUGUCGGAGGGCGGAGUGCGGCCGUGUUGAAUGCCUACAGGGAUCGGAGCUCGUUCACCUGCCUGGGAAGUGCUGCCCGGAGUGUUCCCCUGUGAAACCAUCCUGCCUGCUUGAGGGGAAAUCCUACCAGAACCUGGCUCGCUGGGCUGUCGGACGCUGUCGUGAAUGUGAAUGUCACGACGCCCAGGUGACCUGUUACCUUGGCUCCUGCCCCACCUGCCCACUUGGGACCCUGGCUGUCAUAAAGGAAGGCCACUGUUGCCCCGACUGUCUCCAUGUGCAGUGCCACACAGACUGCCUGUCCUGUCUGGGGACUCCUGACCACUGUGAGAGCUGCAGAAACCCCAAAGCUCUCCUCCAUCUUGGUCGCUGCCUUUCUGUCUGUCCGCCGGGCUUUUAUUCUGAAGGACAAGGCUGUACAGCAUGCCCGUCCUCCUGUGCCACCUGUUCCAGCAGGUGGGUCUGCCAGUCCUGCAGCCCCCAGCGACCUGUUCUGAGCCCGGAGAGAGACCAGUGUCUGGUUGCAUGUCCUCCUGGGUCCUACCAGCAGGACCACACACGCUGCGUCCGCUGCCAUGAGUCCUGCUCGGAGUGUCGAGGCCCGAGUCAGCAGAACUGUUCCUCAUGUUCAGAACCAGCUGCUCUCCUACAGGACGGCGUGUGCGUCUCUGACUGCGGUCCUGGCUUCUACAGCCAGGACGGCGUCUGCUACGCUUGUGAUUGGUCCUGCGCCUCCUGUUUCCCUGACAACCCCAAAUGCAUGAGCUGCCCUGUGGGGGCUGCGUUGCAUCAUGGGAAGUGUAUUACUCAGUGUCCGCCUCAGCAUUACCUGGAUGGCCACAGCAGAUGCAGAGCCUGCCACAGCUCCUGCGCCUCCUGCUGGGGUCCUUCUGUGUCCCAGUGCUCCUCCUGUCCAGGUGGGCUCCUGCUCCACCAGGGUCAGUGUGUGGAGUCCUGUGGGGAGGGUCUGUAUGCUCAGGACAGCAGCUGCCACAAUUGUCACCCCUCCUGCCGCUCCUGUGUGGGACCUCUGGCCUCAGACUGCCUCCGCUGCCUGAAACCAGAGGAUGUUCUCCUUCCUCAGUCUGCUCUCCUUCAGCACGGCGUCUGCACAGCUGGAUGUGCUGCACGCAGCUUCCUGGACCACGCGCUGAUGUGCCGAGAGUGUGAUCCCUCCUGCCAGCUCUGUACUGGACCAUCUGCAGAAAACUGCACCUCCUGCAGCCCCCCAUCCAGCCUGCACGAGGGUCAGUGUGUUCCCACCUGUCCACAAGGCUUCUUCACCCACAACCACCAAUGUCAAGUUUGUCAUCCAACCUGCCAGACGUGCUCCGGGUCCUCCGAGGCCGACUGCACCUCCUGCCCCCCGCGGGCCUCCUUACAGAACGGCUACUGCAGGACUAGCUGCCAGGAGGGUCAUUACCUCAGCGCCAUCCCCGGAGAGUGUCUCAGGUGCAGCUCGGACUGCCAGCGCUGCACAGCAGACCUUCAGACGGGGAUCGGCAGCGUGUGUCUGCGGUGCAAAGCUCCGAGGACAUGGCUGCUGGGGGAUCACUGUGUCAGUCAGUGUCCUAGCGGUCGUUACAGCUGGCAUGGAGCCUGCAUCAAAUGCCAUCCUUCAUGUGAGUCCUGCAGGGGGGCGGGGCCUCUGUCUUGUACUUCCUGCCCCACCAACAACUUUCUGCUGGACUCUGGUCUUUGUUCCCCCAAAUGUCCCAUUGGUUACUUUGACAACGGCCUGCGGUCCUGCCAGGCCUGUGACAGCCAGUGCCUGACGUGCCACGCGGCUGCCGUCUGCACGACCUGCCGCGACCCCGCCAGGGUGCUGCUGUUCGGAGAGUGUCAGUACGACAGCUGUGCCCAUCAGUACUACCUCAACACCACCACCCGCACCUGCAGAGAGUGCGACUGGAGCUGUAACGCCUGUAAAGGUCCUCAGAGAACCGACUGCCUGCAGUGCAUGGAGGGCUACCUGCUGCAGGAUGGCGUGUGCACGCAGAGGUGCUCGCCGGGCUCCUACCAGGAUGGAGACCGAUGCAUCAGCUGCGACGACCACUGUCUGACAUGUCAGGGUCCGGGUCGGUGCCUGGAGUGCCGUCCUCCCUACGCCACUCUGCGGGGACAGUGUGUGCUCCAGUGUGGCAGAAGCUACUUCCUGGACGUCUCCUCAAAUGACUGCAAGUCGUGCUCCUCUGACUGCGUGCUGUGUGAUGAGGUCGGACGCUGCAAAGCAUGUCGUAACCCCACCUACCUGAUGGAGGGAUACUGCACCCCCGACUGUGGGCGUGGCUUCUACUCUGAUCGGAGGACGAGGACGUGUCUGGUGAACACCCACGCUCCGGUCCUCCACAUCCAUGGCUCCCUGCUGGUUCCUCUGGGUGGUUCUGCCCCGCUGCAGCCCCCCCUGCUUCAGGUGAGGGACCCAGACGGAGCGUCCGAGCGACUCGUCUUCCAGCUCGUCCACGUUCCGAACAACGGACGUCUGUUCCUGUUGACGCCGGACGCAGGAGACGGGGAGGGCUGGCAGGAACUCGGCAGUGGAGACAGCUUCACGUGGGCCGAGCUGAAACUGAGCCGGGUCCACUUCACCCACCUGAACGACAAAAGCAGGGCCGGAGAGUUCUCACUGCGUGUUGCAGACCCCCAGCUGUUCUCUCAACCAGCAAAGGUUCCGGUUCAGGCUGUGUCCAUGCAGCCUCCGAGGGUCGUGACCCUCGCGCCGCUGACCUUAGACAGCCCCAGACUCCUGGCAACCAUCACCAAAUCUGUCCUGCACAUUGACGACCUCGACAACCCCGCUGACGUCUUCAUCAUGGUGCUCGAACCACCCCGCCAUGGCCGGCUGACCCGUCUCCAUGGCGACCGUGGUCUGAGUAGAUUCAAGCUGGAGGAGCUUUCGCAGGAGCAGAUCCAGUACGUCCACGACGUCUCCGAGGGGACAGAGGACAGCUUGGUGCUGCAGGUCAACGACGGCCACAGCUACCAGAACGUCCUGCUGCAGAUCCACAUCACUCACAAGGCUCAGGACUCUCCCCACCUGGUGACCUUACCCAUGACCUGGGUGAGGGAGGGCGGGAUGGUGCGGCUUGACAAGAAGUAUCUACAGACUGACUACAAGGGAGUCGGAGCUGAUGAUGUCAUCUACACCAUCCUCACGUCAGACGGGAAACCUAAAUAUGGGGAGGUGGUUCUCAUCUCCAUGCCUGCCGACGGGCCGCCUGAAGGGUGGAGUUCCUCCCUACCCGAGGAUGGAGUAUUCACGUCCACAACGUCUUUCACCCAGCAGGAUGUGUACGACGGCACAGUCUGGUACCGUCACUUUGGCGUGGGCUCCGAUGGCGACUCCUUCCUGUUCCAGGUUUCUUCGGACGUCUCACCGGUCCUACAAAGUGAUGCUCAGAUGUUCACCAUCGGAGUUCUCCCUCAGAUCCCAGGAUUCCCUCAGCUGGCUCCUGACUGUGACCUGCAGAUCGCAGCGCUGGAGGACCGAGUGACGGAGAUAACACCUUCAGCUCUGUCCUUCGUCGACUCCGAGACUCCCAGCGAGAAGCUCUCCUACAACAUCACUAAACCGCUCCUCCCAGGUCAAGGAGCCAUCGAGCAUCGGGACAAACCGUACACGGCGGUGAAGAUUUUUACGCAGGCCGACGUCGAUACCGGUAAAAUCAUUUACCGACCGCCGGCGGCUCCGUCACACCUCCAGGAGCUUUACCAGUACUCCUUCAUUGGCCUGCCCGAGUCGCUGAGCGUUUAUUUCACAGUGUCAGAUGGUGAACACACCACCCCUGAGCUGGACUUUGCCAUCCUGCUGCUUUCAAACCACCAGCAGCCGCCAGUGUUCCAGGUUCUGGACCCGCUGCUGGAGGUCCGCGUGGGAGGACAAGCCGCCAUUGGCGGUCAGCAGCUGGCGGUGACCGACGCUGAUACGGCUCCAGACGAGCUUGAGUUUGAGCUGGUGGACGCUCCCGUCCACGGGCAGCUGAUAAAGACAGACGACGGCACCCGCAUGGACAGCGGCCACGUUUUCACCUUCAGCGACGUUACCCGAAAAGUUCUGCUCUACCAGCAUGCUGGCCUCUCCACCCAGGACGACGCCAUGUCUUUCUCAGUCAGUGAUGGGAUCUCCAUGGCAACCACAGUGGUUCAGGUGGUGCUGCUCGUUGAGGGGGGUGACGGGCCACAACGGGACCCCGCAGCCUUGCUGUCUCUGGAAGUGGGCGAGAAAAGCAGCACCAUCAUCAGACGCUCUCAUGUGGCCUACACCGACAAGACGUCUCCAGAUGAUGAGAUCCACAUCCAGCUGGUGUCUGUGCCAAUGUACGGAAAUCUGACCCGGACUGAAUCCCAGCAGGAGCCUCAGCAGCUGAAGGAGUAUUCUUCCUUUACUAUGGAGGACAUCAACACUCAAAAGAUCAGGUACGUCACAUCUUUGGAGACAGGAGGUCAGCCAGUAACAGACAGCUUCCACUUUGUUGUUCAUGAUGGUGACGACAAUCGCCUUGACAACCAGAUGUGCACGGUCACCAUCACGUCCAUGCCCAGACAGCCCCUGGUGGCCACGGUGCGAAGCGGCAUCAAGGUUCAGGAAGGCGGUCGUGUGCUGCUGUCCACCAAUCACAUCGCUGUGUUGGACGAUGACUCCUCCAGAACUGACCUGCUGGUUUGGAUCGUCGCUCCUCCCAAAUACGGGUUCAUAGAAAACAUCAACAGAGGUGGAUCUGUCGGCGGCUCACACCUCGUCACCACGGAUGUUCCCUUUUCUGUAGAGGACCUGAAGUCGGGUCACAUCUUCUACGUCCAGGACAGCCGGCGCAAACCCGAAUCCUCACAGGACGCGUUCAGCUUCUACAUCAGUGACGGGCACAGUCAGACUGAAGCCUUCAGCGUGGAAAUCGACAUCCAGCGGACUGAGGAGGUCAGAAAGCCGACGGUGUCUGUGAGCAGCAUCCACGUGGAGGAGAACUCUGGCGUUAUCAUCACCAACUCAUCUCUCAGUGUCCACGACGAAGACACGCCGGAGAGCGAGAUCCUCUUCACCAUCGUCAGAAUUCCCACCUAUGGGAAACUGCGCCGGCGCCAGUUCUACUCCCAACCGUUAGGAAACGGUCGGGUCCUCACCCAGGGCUCCACCUUCACCUACCAGGAUGUCCUGGACCGGCUGCUGGUCUACGUGCCGGAGACGGUCAACGGGGGGGUUGACGAAAUGGGCUUCACUCUCACCGACGGCGUCCAUACGCACACGGGCCGGCUGGAGUUCACCAUGGACGUCAGGAGGACCGAAGGUCCUCGAAUGACCAUCAACAGAGGCCUUCAGCUUCCAGCAGGAUCGUCGUCUAAAAUCACCGAGCAGAACCUGAAGGGUUCUGACAUCGACUCGGACAGCCUGAAGCUGCGCUACGUCCUGACCAAAGACCCUCCGGUGGGCCGACUUCUGCUCAGCAGGACCGGACACCCGGAGAAGGUUUCUGUCAAAGGUCCAGUCCAGAGCUUCACCCAGGACGACGUCAACAAAGGCUUGCUGCAGUACCGCCAUGAGAAAGGACAGAAAGGAGGCAGCCUGUCGCUCAAGUUCAACCUGGUUGACCCAGAAGGCAACAAGCUGAUCGACCAGUCCUUCUUCAUCAGCGUUCUCGAGGACCAUCUCCCUCCAUCUGUGGAGGUCAACAAAGGCCUGGUUUUGGAUGAAAACUCCAUGAAGAAGCUGACCACCCUGCAGCUAUCGGCCAGCGAUCAGGACAGCGAGCCAGGAGAACUUGUCUACCGGAUCACCAAAGAGCCGAGCCUCGGGCACCUGGAGCACACUGCCAGUCCCGGAGCCAGAAUCCCGUCCUUCACUCAGGCUGACCUGGUGUCACGCAGCAUCCAGUAUGUCCAUACCAGCACAGAGGAGAAACACGCCGACCAGUUCUCCUUCAGCCUCUCAGACGGGACAAACGAGGUUGCUCAGACGUUCUACAUAACCAUCAAGCCGGUGGACGACUCGCUACCAUUGCUCCAGAUCCCUGGCAUGAGAGUCCAGGAGGGUGUGAGGAAGACCAUCACCGAGUUUGAGCUGAAAGCUACAGAUGCAGACACAGAGGCCGAGUCUGUCACCUUCACCGUUGUCCAGCCUCCUCGCCACGGUGCCAUUGAGCGAACCAGUAAUGGCCAACACUACCGCCACACCAGCACCUUCACGAUGGACGACAUCUAUCAGAACCGCAUCAGCUACAACCACGAUGGCUCCAACUCGCUCAAGGACCGCUUCACCUUCUCUGUGGCCGAUGGCACCAACCUGUUCUUCAUGGUGGAGGAAGACGGCAAGGAGAUUGUGACGGCUGCUCCUCAGAAGUUUAAGAUCGAAAUUCUUCCAGUCGAUGAUGGAACGCCUCGCAUCGUCACCAAUCUGGGGCUUCAGUGGCUGGAGUACAUGGACAACAAGGCCGUUAAUUUAAUCACCAAGAAGGAGCUGCUGACGGUGGACCCAGACACGGACGACACACAGCUGGUGUACGAAGUCACCGCUCAGCCGAAGCACGGCGUCCUGGAGAACAAAGUCAAACCCAGAAGCUCCGUCACCUCGUUCACUCAAGCUGAUAUCAACCUGGGUCUGAUUCGCUACGUGCUACAUCAGGAGAAUGUCCUGGAGACCAUGGACAACUUCCAGUUCCUGGUCAAAGACAGCAAACCCAACGUGGUCAGCGGCAACGUCUUCCACAUCCAGUGGUCUCUCAUCAGCUUCCAGCACAAGAGCCACAACGUGAGUGAGAAGGCUGCUACCGUAGCGAUAACGGUAAAGCGAACCGGAAACCUGAAUCAGUAUGCCAUCGUUCUGUGCCGCACCGAGCAGGGCAGUGCUAAAUCCACCGGCUCUCAUCCUGGCCAGCACGACUACGUGGAGUUUGCCGGACAGGUGCAGUUUGAUGAGCGGGAGGACACCAAGGUGUGCACUAUCGUCAUCAACGAUGACAAGGUGUUCGAGGGCAUCGAGAGCUUCCACGUGGAGCUGAGCAUGCCCGUGUACGCCCUGCUAGGUCCGAACACGCGCACCAUCGUCUACAUCAACGACACGGAGGACGAGCCGACCCUGCAGUUUGAUAAGAAGACGUACCACGUCAACGAGAGCAGCGGCCUCUUCCACGCUGCCGUCGAGAGAAGAGGCGACGCCUCCAGCACCGUGUCUGCUCUCUGCUACACCGUGGCUAAGUCAGCUCGAGGCAGCAGCCUCCACGGUGUGGAGUCCGGCUCCGACUACAAGAGCCGUGGGAUGUCCUCCGACAACCGUGUCAUCUUUGGUCCAGGCGUCAGCAUGUCCACCUGCGACGUUAAACUCAUCGACGACAGUGAGUACGAGCUGUCUGAGGAUUUUGAGCUGGUCCUGUCCGACGCCUCGGAAAAUGCCCGAACGGGGGACUUGACAGUGGCCAAGAUCAUCAUCGAUGGCCCCAAUGAUGCAUCUGUUGUUACACUCAGAAACGCCACCUUUACCUUCAGCGAAGAUGCCGGAACCAUUGAGAUUCCGGUGCUGCGACGCGGCAGUGACCUGUCCUCUGUCACCUCCGUCUGGUGUGCCACCAGACUGUCAGACCCUCCCUCGGCUAGCCCAGGAGUCGACUACAUCCCCAGCUCCAAGAAGGUGGAGUUCAAACCUGGAAAAACAGAGGAGACGUGCAGUUUGACCAUCAUGGAUGACGUACAGAACCCAGCCAUUGAAGGACCCGAGUCUUUUGUGGUUUUCCUCAGUUCUCCUCAGGGUGCUGUCCUACAGGAACCUUAUGAGGCCAAUGUGAUCAUCACCGACACCUUCCAGGACAUUCCCACCAUGCAGUUUGAGAAGAGUUCCUACACCAUAAAGGAGAAGGAGACCGUCCUCCACAUCCCAGUCAUCCGAACGGGAGACCUGUUCUUCAAGUCUUCAGUUCGCUGUUUCACUCGAACCAUGUCAGCCAUGGUGAUGGAUGACUUUGAGGAGAGGAAGAACACGGAUGAGUCGCGCAUCACUUUCCUGAAAGGAGAGAAGGUGAGGAACUGCUCUGUUCACAUUAACGAUGACUCCGUAUUCGAACCUGAAGAGGAGUUUGAGGUGCAUCUCGGUACGCCGCUCGGAGACCACUGGAGUGGCGCCAUGGUUGGCCCACGGGACGUUGUCACCAUCACCAUCACCAACGAUGAAGAUGCUCCUACAGUCGAGUUCGAGCAGGCGUCCUACCAGGUCAGAGAGCCUUCGAUUCCAGACGGAGUUGAGGAGAUCAACAUCAAAGUGAUCCGCCGUGGGGAUCUGGACCGAACGUCCAAGAUCCGCUGCAGUACCCGGGAUGGGUCGGCCCAGUCUGGAGUUGACUACAAUCCCAAGAGCCGAGUCCUGAAGUUCCCCCCGGGAGUGGACCACAUCCUGUUCAAAGUGGAGAUUUUGUCCAAUGAGGACAGGGAAUGGCACGAAUCCUUCUCCCUGGUUCUUGGGCCCGAUGACCCUGUGGAGGCUGUGCUGGGGAAGGUCACCAUGGCAACAGUGACUAUUCUGGACCAGGAGGCUGCAGGAAGUCUCAUCCUCCCAGCUCCACCGAUUGUGGUCUCUCUGGCUGACUACGAUCAAGUUCAGGAAGUGACCAAAGAGGGCAGUGGGAGGAGCCCCUCCCCAGGCUAUCCUCUGGUGUGCGUCACCCCCUGCGACCCCCACUACCCCAAGUUCUCUGUGAUGAAGGAGCAUUGCCAGGAGGCGGGAAUCAACCAGACACAAGUCCACUUCUCCUGGGAGGUGGCGGCACCCACUGACUCCAGCGGAGCUCGGUCCCCGUUUGAAACGGUGACGGACACCACGCCGUUCACUGGCGUCAACCACAUGGUUCUUGACAGCAUCUACUUCAGCCGUCGCUUCCACGUCCGCUGCAAGGCUCAGGCUAGGGACAAAGCCGGUCACCUGGGAACGCCGCUGAGGAGCAACAUCGUGAUCGUCGGUACCGAGGGCUCCAUCUGCCACACCCCUAUUACCACGGGAAACGCCCGGGGCUUCCAGGCCCAGUCCUUCAUUGCCACGCUGAAAUACCUGGAUGUGAAGCACAAGGAACAUCCCAACCGCAUCCACAUCUCGGUGCAGAUCCCCCACCAGGACGGCAUGCUGCCUCUGCUGUCCACCAUGCCGCUGCACAACCUGCAUUUCCUGCUGUCAGAGUCCAUCUACAGGCAGCAGCACAUCUGCUCUAACCUGGUGACCAUCAGAGAGCUGCAGGGCCUCUCAGACUCGGGCUUCCUGGAAGAUGUUUCCUAUGACAGCAUCUCCCUGGGACCAGGCUACGACCGGCCAUACCAGUUCAACCCCAACGUUAGGGAGGCAAAAAGCAUCCAGCUCUACAAACACCUCAACCUCAAAAGCUGCAUCUGGACCUUUGACGCCUACUACGACAUGACCGAGCUCAUCGACAUCUGCGGGGGCUCCGUCACUGCAGACUUCCAGGUUCGAGAUUCUGCUCAGUCCUUCCUGACGGUGCAGGUCCCUCUCUAUGUGUCCUAUAUCUACGUCACAGCUCCGAGAGGCUGGGCGUCUCUGGAGCACCACACAGAGAUGGAGUUCUCCUUUUUCUACGAUACGGUGCUCUGGAGGACAGGGAUCCAGACGGACAGCGUCCUCUCAGCCCGGCUGCAGAUCAUCAGGAUCUUCAUCCGAGAGGACGGCCGACUUGUCAUCGAGUUUAAAACUCAUGCUAAGUUCAGAGGUCAGUUUGUCCUGGAGCAUCACACCCUGCCGGGUCACGCGUCCCGCCUGACGGCGCCGGACCACCUCGGGGGAAUGGAGUUUGACCUGCAGCUUCUGUGGAGCGCUCAGACCUUUGACUCGCCGUAUCAGCUGUGGCGAGCCACCAGCUCCUACAGCCGGAAGGACUACUCUGGAGGGUACACCGUCUUCCUGAUCCCCUGCACCGUCCAGCCUACUCAGCCCUGGGUCGACCCUGGAGACAAACCCCUGUCCUGCACGGCUCAUGCUCCAGAAAAGUUUCUGGUGCCGAUCGCCUUCCAGCAGACCAACCGACCCGUCCCGGUUGUUUACUCCCUCAACACGGAGUUCCAGCUGUGCAACAACGAGAAGGUGUUCCUGUUGGACCCGGCCACCACUGACGUCUCCAUGGCUGAGAUGGACUAUAAGGGAGCUUUCUCCAUGGGUCAGACUCUGUAUGGUCGAGUUCUGUGGAACCCAGAGCAGAACCUGAAUGCUGCCUACAAGCUGCAGCUGGAAAAGGUGUACCUGUGCACUGGCAGGGAUGGUUACGUCCCCUUUUUCGACCCAACGGGAACUCUGUACAAUGAAGGUCCACAGUACGGCUGCAUCCAACCCAACAAACACCUAAAACACCGAUUCCUGCUGCUGGAUCGUUCACAGCCGGAUGUUUGUGAUCUGUUUUUCCAUGACGUUCCCUUCGAGGCGGAUUUUGCCUCUGAUGUUGCUGAGCUGCAGUCCAUGGCGUCCAUGCCGGGGGUGGACGGCUUCACCAUGAAGGUGGAUGCCCUCUACAAGGUGGAGGCGGGGCAUCAGUGGUACCUUCAGGUGAUCUACGUAAUCAGCCCAGAAUCACACUCCAGCACCAGAAUCCAGCGCUCUGUCACUUAUCAGCUGAGUCGCUCCAAACGCGACCUGGUGGACCGCGGCGGGCGGCUGAUGCUGGACGACUCCCUGAUCUAUGACAACGAGGGCGAUCAGGUGAAAAACGGCACCAACAUGAAGUCCCUGCACCUGGAGCUCAGCCCGUCCCCCACCUUUAACGCCCAUGUGGGCGGCUCGGUGGGCGGAGGUGUGGCUGCCCUCACCCUCAUGAUCCUGGUUCUCCUGGCGUCGUGCUUUCUGUUCCGCCGCUGCAGACGAGCGGCCAAGAAGAAGAGCGAGGCGGCACCCAAAGGCUACGAAGAAUACCCGCUGAACACCAAGGUGGAGGUGUGCAUGGACAAAUGUGUGGAGAAGAACUUCAGCUCCAAGCACUGCACGGUGAGGAACGUCAACAUCAACCGCAACCAGGAGGCGAGUGGGAAGGUGAAGCAGGUCAACCUGGAGGUGAAGGUCCUUAACAACCUGAGCGAUGGCACUGAGGUGUGAGACCACGUUUGUAGCUUAUGGAGCAGGUCCUUUUAUACUGGUGUGACAAAAGGGAAGCUACCUCAGGAAUAUUCUGAUCUUCCAACAUCUGUUAGGUUUUGCUCCACCUUCAGAGCAGCGAAGCAGAACGAGAAUCUCUUCAUGCCUCUCACCGUCGCGGCUGCAUCGACGUCCUGGAGUUGAACUGUUACGGUCUGCUGCUGUGCCCCAGAGGCUCUAUCCCUGUAAAAAACCACAAAUAAGCGGUUCCUUUCAAGUGCAAUUACACCCCCCCCCCCCCCAACACACACACCUGCAACUGAAGCACUGCCACCUUUACUCUCUCCAGAUUCUCUAAUUUUAAUAAAGUAUCUUUGAACUGAAUUAAGUGCCAUGCAGAUCUUACUCCUCAUAGGUCCAAACACAGAUGCGAUGCUGAUGGGGGGGUCUGCCCAAAGAAACAAUCAUCCUGCGUGUUUCUGCGUCGCGGAUCGGCCGUUUUGUCCUGCUUUAUGUUCAAACUACUGAUUUGUUUUUAUUUCUCAGUAAUUCUGGUUUGAAGCACUGAAACCUUGUGUUUAUUUCUCUGAUCCCACCUUUUGUCCUCUAGCUGCGUGCCUGUCCAACAGAAGAAUGGGGAACUGGGGGAAACAUAUUUUUGGUGCUGUUUGAUUUUAUUUUUUGAAAAAUAAAACAUAAUUAGGA
Molecule: messenger RNA, 13666 nt
Organism: Nothobranchius furzeri (turquoise killifish)
Lineage: Eukaryota; Metazoa; Chordata; Actinopteri; Cyprinodontiformes; Nothobranchiidae
Gene: fras1
Product: Fraser extracellular matrix complex subunit 1
Biological process (GO): cell communication; anatomical structure morphogenesis
Cellular component (GO): membrane
Molecular function (GO): protein binding
Source: RefSeq, a predicted model, not a curated record